CAGCCCCAUCCGGGCCACUCCGCCAGCCUCGCUGGCCUCCUGCCCCUGGCCACCCCGGUGUGCCGGGGCCCACCGCUCUGCAUGCCCGUACACCCAGUCUCCUAGACUGCGGCCAGCCAAUGCACACCCGCGUCUCUUAGGCCGUGGCCCAUCGGCGCACUGCCCCCCAUCUCCUAGGCCACGGCCCACCUGUGCACCGCCUCCCCCCCCCCCCCCAGGCCGCGGAGCACCUGUGCCCCCCACCCCUGUCUCCUAGGCUGCGGACCACCGGCGCACCAUCCGUCCCGGUCUCCUAGCCCGCGAACCGCCUGCACACCCCCGUCUCCCAGCCCGCGGCCCACAGGGGACAGACAGGAAAUGCCUGCCGCCAUCUUGUGCGCCGGGAGUUUCAAAAUGGGGCUGCGGCUCCUGAGUGCUGCCCUGCUGUUUGUGGGCAGCGCUCUCCCGUACGCAGCACACUACUCACUCUCUGAAAGGACUGGACGCGGCCCCUGGCAGGAGCAGGUGGCUGCCCCGGGGUGGCCUGAGGCCCCGCGAGCAAGGCGGAGGGCACCCCAGGCCCAGGAGGAGGGAGCAGCAGACGAAGAGGAUUGUGGAACAGCACCACUUGCAGAUGCAUUGAAAGGGUCUCGGAUUAUAGGGGGCACAGAAGCUCAAAUUGGUGCAUGGCCAUGGCUAGUUAGCCUGCAGAUCCAAUCAGGCAAAAUUCUUGCUCACAUAUGUGGGGGAAGCUUAGUGAAAAGUCAGUGGGUCCUCACAGCUGCCCACUGCACUAAGGACACUAGAGAUCCUUUAAUGUGGAGAGUUGUGAUUGGAACUAAUAACAUACACGGAGGUCCUCCAUACUCCAAGAAGAUAAAAGUUAAAGCAAUCAUUAUCCAUCCAGAUUUCAAUUUGGAAACUUACGUAAAUGAUAUUGCGCUUUUUCAUUUAAAAAAAGCAGUGAGGUAUAAUGACUAUAUUCAGCCUAUUUGUCUACCUUUUGAUGUUUUCCAAAUGCUGGACCAAAACACGAAGUGUUUUAUAAGUGGCUGGGGAAGAACAAAAGAAGAAGGUAAUGUUACAGAUGUGUUACAGGAAGCGGAAGUACAUUAUAUCUCUCGAAAGAUCUGUGAUUCUGAGCAGAGUUAUGGGCAAAUAAUCCCUAACACCUCAUUUUGUGCAGGUGAUGAAGAUGGAAUUUUUGAUACUUGCAGGGGUGAUAGUGGUGGACCAUUAAUGUGCUACUUACCAGAACACAGACGAUUUUUUGUAAUGGGAAUCACCAGUUACGGAUAUGGCUGUGGUCGGAAAAAUUUCCCCGGUGUCUAUUGUGGGCCCUCCUUCUACCAACAGUGGCUGACGGAUCACCUCUACCGGGCAAGCAGUAAAAGCAUAUUUAACAUAAAUGUUCUACUUGGACAGGUCCUCAUAGCCUCAGGUUCUGUUGUCUUACUGGGAAUCCCAUAAUGAAAUUCUGAAGAAUCUUUAUCUUGCGUCGUGUCCCUUUGCAUGUUCCACCUAAUGAAACCCAUUUAUUCUUUUGGCAAGUAAUUGCCCGCUUGGCACUUCUCAUGUGAACGUUUUUUUGGAACAAAAGGAUUGUGACAUAUUAGAUAUGUUUUCAUAAAUUUGGCACUGACACGCCUCUUUGAUGUAUUUUGAUUUUUUUUAACUUUAUAAUCAUAAUAAUUUUGCAUUUGGAAUACUUCCCUAGAGUGUGUAUAGAAUAUUCAGUUAAAUAUA
Molecule: messenger RNA, 1725 nt
Organism: Prionailurus viverrinus (fishing cat)
Lineage: Eukaryota; Metazoa; Chordata; Mammalia; Carnivora; Felidae
Gene: TMPRSS12
Product: transmembrane serine protease 12
Exons: 5
Coding region: 358-1449 (363 amino acids)
Biological process (GO): proteolysis
Molecular function (GO): serine-type endopeptidase activity
Source: RefSeq, a predicted model, not a curated record